Molecule: messenger RNA, 6479 nt
Organism: Bombus pyrosoma
Lineage: Eukaryota; Metazoa; Arthropoda; Insecta; Hymenoptera; Apidae
Gene: nolo
Product: protein madd-4-like
Exons: 24
Coding region: 16-4752 (1578 amino acids)
Biological process (GO): extracellular matrix organization
Cellular component (GO): extracellular matrix
Molecular function (GO): metalloendopeptidase activity
Source: RefSeq, a predicted model, not a curated record
CAACAUUUUUAACCAAUGCUGCCAAAUUCAAGACAAUAUUCUAUCGAAACUAACAAUACUAAAAUAUGCCUGUUAGGCCUUGUGGUCAGCGACAACAGCACGAUCGGCGACUCCAUCAUCGAGGAUGUAUCAGAGGUUUCAGAAGCUAACAGCAACCUCGACGCAGACUCAGGAGACCAGAGCGUCGUGUGGGGCGAAUGGUCACCUUGGUCCAAAUGGUCCAGCUGUACAAGGAGCUGCGGCGGUGGGAUUUCACGACAGCAGAAGCGCUGUAGGAGGAAACCGUGCAAAGGCAGGUCGUGGAGCACGAAAUACAAGAUCUGCAACCCUGAGCCCUGCGAGAACCCGAACGAUUUCCGGGCGGAGCAAUGUGCCGUGUUUGACGACGUGCCAUAUAGUGGACAACUGCUGAAAUGGUAUCCACAUUACGACCCAAGCAGACCGUGUGCUUUGAUCUGCCGUGGCGAACAAUCGCUGGAGAACACUGGCAGCCGGCUAAGACAGGAAAUGUCCGUCGAAAAGACUCUGCCGCGUGAUGCCACCGACGCCUUGCAGCUCGAUAGCGAAGAAACAAUCGUGGUCCAGCUGGCGGACAAGGUAGAGGAUGGCACCAAGUGCUACGCUGACAGUAUGGAUGUUUGCAUCAGCGGUGAAUGCAUGAAAGUCGGCUGCGACCUGCGAGUCGGCAGCAACAAGAACACGGACCCGUGCGGCGUGUGCGGCGGAAACGGGUCGAGCUGCCAAUCGCGAUACUCGUGGAGUUUGGAAUCGAUAUCCGCCUGCUCGAAAUCAUGCGGCGGAGGUUUCAAGAUCGCAAUGGCGGUGUGCAAGACGAUCGGUCCGGACGAAAACGUGGUAGACGACAGCUAUUGCGAUCCGGACAACAAGCCAGAGAAGACCCUGAUGCCGUGCAACACGCACCCCUGCACUGCAAAAUGGGUAGCCGGCGAAUGGAGCGUGUGCAGCGCUAGUUGCGGAGGUGGAUCGAGGACCAGAACCAUUUUCUGUACCGAGGAAAACGGCAAUGAGACUACGAAGCUGCCUGACCACAAGUGUAGCAGCACGCACAAGCCCCGCAACCAAGAAACUUGCAAUACCAUCUCUUGUCCCAUGUGGGAGACCAAUAAAUGGAGCGAGUGUUCGACGACAUGCGGUACCGGAGUCAGGACGAGGACAAUCGAGUGCAGAGAUGCCGUUGGUUCGAUCUCAAAGGACUGCGACCCUACCGAGCGACCGCACACUGAGCAAGAGUGUAAAACAAAUAUCCCCUGCCCGAUAUAUGGCGAGGAAAUGACGCAGCCACUGAUGCAACCGUACCCACCUCCGCCAGUGUCAGAAAAAUUGAUCGAUCAACCGAUACCCUCAGAAUCAACAUUCAUCGCGAAAGAAUGGUCACCGUGUUCCGUCACGUGUGGCGAAGGAGUCAGACAUCGAGAGGUCCGUUGCAAGAUAUACCUCGAGUUCAGUCGAACGGUGGCCGAUCUUCCGGAUCGGCAGUGUUCAGGACCGAAGCCGCUCGAGAAGGAGAAAUGCAUAAUGGGACCAUGUAACCUGAUCGAAAACAGCUUAACCUAUGGCAUCGAUACUGUCGGUGAUAGCGGAUAUGCCGAGCCAAGUCUAACUGACACCUAUAGAUCAUCCGCAGGAAGUUCCAGCGGAAGUGGCUACGACGCUGGGAUCAAGGUCGCUCCAGGAAGCGACGUGCAGACUACUUACUCGUGGAAGGAAGCUGGUUACACUCCUUGCAGCGCCACUUGUCUCGGAGGUUCUCAAGAACUGAUAGUAAAUUGCGUGCGAGACGACACUGGGAGGACCGUCAUGCCAUUUCUCUGCACCGCCGACACCAAGCCGGAAGUUAGGAUAAGGGUUUGCAACGAUCAUCCUUGUCCUCCCAGAUGGAAUUUCAGCGAAUUUUCACCGUGCAUGAGCCCGUGCGGGAUCGGUAUACAAACACGUGACGUCACAUGUAUACACGAGGUGAUACGCGGCACAGGUAAGAUGGUCCCUGUGCCAAGCCACAUGUGCCCGCAGCCACCACCAGCGGAUAGACAAUACUGUAACGUAUGGGAUUGCCCAGUUAAAUGGAGUACAGGCAAAUGGAGCAAGUGCUCGAAAACCUGUGGAGGAGGUGUAAAGAAACGCAAAGUGACCUGCGAGCAAAUAAUGGCCCAGGGGCGUAAACAGAGUCGAGAGGACCGUGAAUGCCCAUCUCAAAAACCAUCCACGGAGAAGCCUUGCAACACUAGAGCUUGUCAUGAUAUGGAUGCAGGCUCCCUGCCUAUAAUUACCAGUCAAAAUACGACAUACAAUCAAACGGACUUGAACGCGAAGGUAGAUUUGAAAAUCGGCGGUGUCGCGAAGGUUUUCCAAGGCACAUCUUCCAUCAAGAUCCGUUGCCCGGUUAGAAAAUUUGAUAAAGCACAGAUCGCAUGGACCAAAGAUAAUAAAGAGCUGAGAAAAUCGAGGAAAUACAAGAUUAGUAGGAAGGGCGCAUUGAAAAUUAAUGAUAUAACAUCCUCUGACGCUGGCGUUUAUGCUUGUAUAGCGGGAAAUUCUCACGCGGAAACGCGCCUGAUUGUAAAAUUUCGUUCGAAAGAACAGAUCAGCAGCGAAGAGUAUUUACGAUUGAGCAAUUCCGUCCAUCGACAACGAAACGCUAAUUUGGACUCGGCGCCAGCUAAUUCAGGAGAAAGUCUCUACACUGAUCGAGCAGCUGCGUAUGGAAACCGAUUUGUUCCCAUCGACAGUGAAGAUCUAAGUCAUGAACGAGCGGUGCCUAGCAAACCGACAAGAAAGCCACAUCAAAAAAAACAAAAAACUAGUCCAACACCACCAGACUCCACGAUGAUACACAAGGAACACACUGUAACUUCGUUGAACCAGCCAGGAUACCACGAAUCCGUGGAAUCGACUGCACCCUCCAGUUCAAGUGCCUCUACUCUCGUGCCGCACUUAACUUACUUUAUAUCGACAUUAAAGGAAUAUUGGCCGUUUCAAAGCGGGAGCUCUGUGGGAAGAGCUCACAGAACAGCUCCAGUAACGUUCAUCGAUGACGUAAGAAAAGAAGUAGUUGCAACAAAGCGUACCAUGCCUGAGAGGAAUCCUGGUUUGAGAUACCAAGACGUGGAAGACAACUUGGACACCCUAUACCGUAAUACCGCUAUCCCAGACGAGACUUUUGGGCCAGAUGAAGAAAGGAUAUUCAUCGACGUUGAUCCAUAUGAUUUAGACGAGUCUAUGUUUGGAUUGCAGCACAGCGAUCCAGUGAAAAUCACUCCUGUUGUGAGCAAAGAUGACUCGCAACAGUCGUCAGUUGUCACAUCUACGAAGUCUGGUAUAGAUUAUAUCGAAGAAUCUCUAAAGAACGUCAAAAGACAAUGGCACGAUACAUCCGAAGUUAAGAAUCAUUUGAGUUCUACGCCUAAAAAUCAAAAUAAAGAAUCUGUAAACUUGGUGACUCGCUCGGACAACAUUGGUUUGGAGGUAUACUAUAUUCCAGACUCAAAGCACAGCACACAUAAGUUCGAGGAAUCUCAUGAUAAAGAGACCGAUCGAAAAUAUGAUGACAGUUCCGAAGAUGAAAGUUUUUCUCCUACGAUGUCGCUUAAAGAAACAGGCUUAGUUUCGAAAAAGUCAGACACCGACGACGAAAAGACAGAAAUUUUGAAUAAGACAACAGAUUACAGGGACAUUUUUGAGGAAGAGAUGAAGAAACGGAAAGUCUACGUUGAGAAUGACACGGUUAAUGAUGGCAUUCAAGCAGCAACAACGAGAGAUCUGGAAGAUGAUUUGAUUGAGCUGGCAUUAACGGAAGAUCGGGGAUCUGAGGAAAUGGAAAAGAAUAUCAAAAACUUGUCACGGAAUCGAGAAGAUCGUAACAAUUCGUCGGAGGAUACGACGGAUUUUCAAGAACAUUCGACCAGUAAAGAAAUACAGAAAACGAACAAAUCUUUGGAUAUUGCAACUAGCACCUUUGCUGGACCAAAUACCACCGUCGAUUCUACGAUCACGUCUCUUGGUAUUUUAGAUACUACAGAGGAUCUGGUUUUCGAAUGGGUAACGACAGAUUGGUCAAAGUGCUCCCAAACCUGCGGAGGAAGUGGAUUUCAGAUGCGAGGAGCCCAGUGUACAGUUCGGGCAGCGAAACCGAUUGGGAACACAACUCGUACACCACCUCGAACAGUCAUAGGGGCGACAUUAUGCGAAGACGCUGGACAUCCGGUGCCUCAAAAAGUCAGACCAUGCGGGUUUGGUAAAUGCCCGCAAUGGCACAUGACCGAGUGGACUCCGUGUGAAACAUCUAGGUGCUUCAAUUGGAAAACUGCGAUGCAGAGACGCGAUGUCACUUGUCGUUUGGUCGACGAUAUGGAAAAUGGACAACAAAAUAUCACAUUACUUGAUCCUAACAAAUGUGACGAUACUACCAGACCUCUUCAGAGACAAGAGUGUUAUAAUGACGCCUGCAAAGGUGUCUGGAGAGUUGGAGAGUGGUCUGAGUGUACAGCGUCAUGCGAAGAAGAUGGUAUCAAGUACAGAAUCUUACAGUGUGUUUGGUAUGGCACAAAGAAACCAGCCGGUAACGCAUGCAGAGACAUUCCACGGCCUCCUGUCAUGAAAACCUGUAGAGGUCCACCAUGUCCUCAAACACCUGAUGACUGCAAAGACCAUUCACAACUAUGUAGCAGAGUGAAGACAAUGAAUAUGUGCAGGGUGCCCCUUUAUCAGAAGCAGUGCUGUCAAUCAUGUCGCUAGACUCAAAUAAUCGAUAGCAAUUGUUGAUAUGAAAUGAAAUACUCUAGGUAAAAAUUGAUGUAAUGAGAGGUGCGCGCGAGGAGAAUGUCAGUCGUGGCAACAAAUCGAAGAUUAAUCUUCGCAAACGUUUGUCAAAACGCUCCCUGAAACGAAACGCUUGUCUGCUGUAAGAAUGUAAGAAUAAAAGAUUACAUUUGAAUCUACGAACAUAGGACAGACAGCUGCAAAAUAUGUAAGACAUAUUGAAGAAACGGUAUCGACCAAAUUUACUUCCGCUGAUAAAUGUUCCCCAUCCUUUCUCCGUGCUCUAGGGCAAAUCGUGUUCGCGUCUGAACACCAGAUUCUUGUUGCGCCCACUAAGAAUCUAAUUCCUAAUUGUGUGCUAAUUAAAGCUAUAAUUUUCGGACGUGUAUCACGUGUAGUUUGGCACGACUCCUAAUUGCGCACGCUCAUACCCCUAGGAAGAACGGAGGAAUCUCGGCAUUCGUCCAAAAAGUUAAGAAAUUAUAUUGUUAAAGUUCAAUAAAAGCGGAGUAGUAGGGAAGAUAAUAGUAUCCUGAAAAGAGCUACCGCGACGUGACGUAUCGUUGUCGUGAAACGGUACGUCGUCAAAAAAUUCGUCUAACAUUGAUGUUACGAAAGACGAGCUUUAUAAAGCUGUUCAAAUUUUAGAUGGAAAUGUUACAUAUGGGUGGGGAGGGGUGAACGGAAAUAGUAAUCUCGAUUGCACUGUAAAGGGUAGCACAAAAAGAUUAAUUCUUCGAGGCUUUAUUUUUUUACAUGUACUCGUAUUUCUUCGAUAACGCACGAACGAUCUCUGUCUCGGUUCACGUUUCGAAAACGCGCGCGGUUCUCGUCAUCAUCAUUUUUAUCGAAGACUGAGAAAAUGCUACAUAUUUCUUCUAUAUUAAUUUCGUAAAGUUCACCAUUCUCAUCGGACGUUAGCGAGAAUCGAGGAAUUCAUUUCCACCCAUUUCUUACACCCCAAAGAGUCUUCACAAACAUUCCGCUGUACCCUUCCGAAUAGAGGUGUGUUACACGCGUUUUGUUAAUGUUUUAACACAGGAGUAUAUUUAUUACAACGUUACUUCUAGGUUCGACGAUACACCAUAUAUAAAUUAUUAAAUGGGAGAUGUUAAGUUAACGAAUGAUGAAGUAUAAAAGUUACUAACGACAUAAGUUAUAAAUGAAUUAUUAUGCGCCUAUAAGCGCCUCGCGAGGCGUACAUAAGCCAAUAGAUUCUAAGCAAUAAAAUAUAUAGGUACUGUAAUAUACUAUUUUGUUAAUAACCUCUGGCGAAAAUUCGUUAACAUGACGUUCCACUGUUAAAUCCAAACGGCUCAAAAGAAACUUACAUUUAUGUCUCCGGUCGCACGAUUGUAAAGACGGUCGUAUUUACCUGUGUAAUUAGAUCACGAUAAUCUGGUUUUUGCAAUUUCUUUAAUUCUUUCUUAUUCGACACGUAUAAAUUCUUAACGAGGAUAUGACUCAAUUCGUUCACUCAUAUCAAACAAUUCGAUACUAUCCCUUUUCUAAAAUAAUUUUGUGUUUACUUUAACUUUGAUUCCUACGAUAUUGUGAACAGAUUUUCGCUAUCAACGAAUUUGCCUCAACACAGCUAGACAGUUUGCCAAAACGAACUGAUGUUAAUGAAAUGAGAUAUAAAUAAAUUAGUAUAUUAUUGAAAUCGAGAUAAAAAAUAUAACAUGUGCGCGCGCGUGUGUGUG